This is a messenger RNA of Juglans regia (Persian walnut), 1410 nucleotides long. RefSeq names its product probable U3 small nucleolar RNA-associated protein 11. Bases 446 to 1138 code for a protein of 230 amino acids. Gene Ontology annotation, biological process: rRNA processing. The record is from RefSeq and is a predicted model, not a curated record. The transcript is spliced from 11 exons. Gene Ontology annotation, cellular component: nucleolus; small-subunit processome. Lineage: Eukaryota; Viridiplantae; Streptophyta; Magnoliopsida; Fagales; Juglandaceae.
CCCAAAUCGAAUCCGUCUGUCACUCUCUCUCUCUCUCUCGUUACGCUUGCAAGAAACCCUAAGUUCCGUGCCUCUUCGUCGCCGCGACCCCAUUGUCGCCGCCGCAUCUUCGUCUCCGCAUCUCCGUCGCCGCCGCAUCUUCGUCGCCGUCGGCCUUUCCCUAAGUCCCUGCCUCCAUCGUGACCCCCCGUCGGUCCGUUGCACAUAGACCCUCACAUCUCGACGUCGCCCUCUCAGCCUGAGUCCCCUCACCUCUCGCCGUCUCACCGCUUCACACAGUCCCUUACUCUUGUCGUCGCACUUCCCCUCACCUCUCGCACCAAUCGCCGUCGCACACAGCCCCUCUCACAGCCACGUAUUUCUCACGGGGACACGUUUUGCUCACUUUUGAAGGAAGUCCAGUUUCUUUGCUAUCUUGCUGUUGUUGCUGGUGAUUUAAUUCAACAUGUCGUCGCUAAGGAAUGCUAUUAGUAGACGAGCUCACAAAGAAAGAUCUCAACCGCAUUCAAGGAGAAAAUUUGGUCUUCUUGAAAAGCACAAGGAUUAUGUCGAGCGGGCACAAGUUUUUCACAAAAAGGAGCAGACUUUGCAGAAACUUAGGGAGAAAGCUGCUUUCAGGAAUCCAGAUGAGUUUUACUUCCGGAUGAUGAAAGCAAAAACUGUUAAUGGAGUCCACAAAUUAGAGAAUGAGGCAAACAAAUAUAAUACGGAAGAGCUUAUGCUUAUGAAGACCCAAGAUAUGGGAUAUAUUCUUCAAAAAUUGCAGAGCCAGAAAAAGAAAGUUGAAAAGCUUACUGCCGUUCUGCACUCUCUUGAUAGCCAGCCAUCUAAUAGACAUGUUUACUAUGCUGAAGACAGGGAGGAGGCUAAAGAAAUACAAUCACGUUUAAAGAAAAGGGGAAAAAUGCCUACUUCUGAUUAUGUUAUCAAUGAUGAUAUUAGAAGCAAAACUGCUGCUUCCUAUAGAGAACUGGAAGCAAGGAGGAAUAGAGUGAGUCAGUUGGAGAAACUCUAUAUGGAUAUGGCAUUGCAGAAGGAACUACAGAAAAAGGGCCGGAAGCGCAAAUUACGUGAAGAUGAGCUUGUUUGUCCCACUUCUAAACCAGUAUACAAGUGGAGGUCAGAACGGAAGCGUUGAAAAGGUGUUUGGUGGGGUUUUUAUAAGGAUGCUUCGCAUUUAAAAGAGCAGAAGGCACCAGCAUUUUGUUUGUCAGAUUGGAGGCGUUUCAGUUUUUCCUUAAUUUGUAAAAAGUAGCUUGGGCAUUUCUUGCGGCCUUUCAGAAACAAUGAUUGUCCAAUCAUCUGAUAAUUCUCAUAGUUUUUAAAAUCUGCUAAGCUAACUGCUUGGAAGAAACUUGAAUAUGAGUGAUGCUUCUAUCAACAUUUACAUUAGUUUUGACUUUGCGGGUU